This is a messenger RNA of Saccostrea echinata, 1506 nucleotides long. RefSeq lists its product as uncharacterized. The record is from RefSeq and is a predicted model, not a curated record. Gene Ontology annotation, molecular function: DNA-directed DNA polymerase activity; DNA binding; nucleotide binding. The transcript has a single exon. Lineage: Eukaryota; Metazoa; Mollusca; Bivalvia; Ostreida; Ostreidae. The coding region runs from base 1 to 1506 and encodes 501 amino acids. Gene Ontology annotation, biological process: DNA replication.
AUGACGAAAAAGAGAGAACGAGAACUCAAGGAUCUAGGAUACAAAGUUGUCUUCAUUUGGGAACAUCAAUUUAAAUAUCAACUGGAAAAGAAUGUGGCGUUACAGCAGUUCGUGUCGACAUUGGAUAUACAGGACAGACUCGACCCACGUGAUAGUUUUUUCGGCGAUCGAACUAAUGCCAUAAAAUUGCACUACAAGGCGGCGGAAGACGAAACCAUUCAAUAUUACGACUUUACCAGUCUUUAUCCGUGGACAAACGAAUAUUGUCGAUAUCCCGUAGGACUUCCUACCAUCGUCACGGACAAUUUUCAGGAUAUGUCUCAGUAUUUUGGACUUGCUAAAAUUAAAAUUUUACCCCCUAGAAAACUCUAUCACCCCGUGCUUCCUUACAGUUCUAAUGGAAAAUUGAAGUUUUCAUUGUGUAGAACCUGCGCGGACAAUGAAAAUCAGAACGAAUGCACGUGUUCCCUAGAGGAGAGGGCCAUCACGGGCACGUGGUGUACUCCUGAAAUUCGAAUGGCAAUGUCUAAAGGGUACAAAAUCUUGAACAUCUACGAGGUCUAUCAUUUUGCCGAGUCGUCUAUGUACAAUGUCGAAUCGUGUGAGGGGGGAUUGUUUACUCAGUACGUCAACAUUAUCUUAAAAAUUAAACAGGAGGCUUCGGGAUUUCUAGAUGAUUGUAAAACGGAAGAGGCGAAACGGAAAUACAUCGGGGAUUGCAAAGAAAAAGAGGGCAUAGAUUUAGAAUACGAUAAAAUUAUGUUGAAUCCCGGGUUGCGAUGCUUAGCAAAACUCUGUUUGAAUAGCUUCUGGGGUAAAUUUGGUCAGAGAUUGGGUAUGCAACAGUCUAUGUUUAUUCACGAAACGGAGGCCGAUAAAUUUUUUCAAAUGCUCACUGAUCCGACCAAAACCCCCCACAAUUUCCACAUCGUUUCAAAAGACAUUAUUCAUUUAGAAUGGAGCAACAAUCCUUUAUUUACUCAAUUCGAUAACAAAACCAAUAUCUUCCUGGCAUCGUUUACCACUAUGUGGGCUCGACUGAAAUUGUACAGUGUUCUCGACCAAUUAAACGAGAACGUAUUGUAUUUCGAUACAGACAGUGUCAUCUUUAAGACUAAACGGUCGGACGAUUUGAGUUACCUUCCUAUCGGCAAUUACUUAGGAGAGUUAACAAACGAGAUCCGCCCCAAAGACGGCUACAUUGUUGAAUUCGUCUCGGGGGGUCCAAAGAACUAUGCCUAUCGCACAUCGUCUGGCAAAGAAGAAUGUAAAGUUCGAGGGUUUACAUUGAACUGGGCCAACUCGAAAUUAAUCAAUUUCGAGGCCAUUAAAUCGAUCAUCUGUACGUCACCCGAAAGAAAAAUCGAGGUCGUCAAUCCUUGUAAAAUUUCGAGGGACAGUAGAAAAAGAAAACUGCUCAACAGAGUAGAAACAAAAAACUAUAAAAUGGUUUAUACCAAACGAAGAAUUCUACCCAAUUUGGAUACAUUGCCAUUCGGAUUUUAA